Molecule: messenger RNA, 2110 nt
Organism: Gossypium raimondii (Peruvian cotton)
Lineage: Eukaryota; Viridiplantae; Streptophyta; Magnoliopsida; Malvales; Malvaceae
Product: protein TIC 62, chloroplastic
Exons: 15
Coding region: 30-1787 (585 amino acids)
Source: RefSeq, a predicted model, not a curated record
UAUUUUUAUUUUUAUUUUUGGCUUCAAUAAUGGAGAGUUGCUCCCUACAGCCACCAGCCAUUACAACAGUACCUUCAUCUCUGUCCAGAAGUGGGUUCAUUGAGAAACCCCUUGGAUAUGGUCGAAUUCUCAAGCUUCCCACUUGUAAAAAAUACCCACAUGGUAGAAAGCUCAAAUUCUUUGAUUUCAGAGCUCAAGCCUCGGAAACAACGAAAAUCAGCUCUGAGACGGCUGGAACAAUCUCAAACAAAGCAGAUUCAAAAGAUGAGGAUCUUGCUUUUGUUGCUGGUGCAACUGGCAGGGUAGGCUCUCGAACAGUCAGGGAGCUUUUGAAACUUGGUUUUCGAGUUAGAGCUGGAGUUAGGAGUGCUCAGAAAGCGGAAACUCUUGUGCAGAGUGUCAAGCAGUUGAAGCUUGAUCCUGAAGGAACUACACCUGUAGAAAAGCUUGAAAUUGUGGAAUGUGACUUGGAGAAACAAGAUACAAUUGCACCAGCCAUAGGCAAUGCAUCAGUAGUCAUAUGCUGCAUUGGUGCCAGUGAGAAGGAAAUUUUUGAUAUUACAGGACCAUAUCGGAUCGACUACCAAGCCACGAAGAAUCUUAUUGAUGCAGCCACCGCUGUGAAGGUUAACCACUUUAUUUUGGUUUCAUCUUUGGGAACAAAUAAAGUCGGAUUUCCUGCAGCUAUUCUCAAUUUGUUUUGGGGGGUCCUCAUCUGGAAGAGAAAGGCAGAAGAAGCACUCAUUGCAAGUGGUCUUCCUUACACUAUAGUCAGACCAGGAGGAAUGGAGCGCCCCACUGAUGCUUUCAAGGAAACUCAUAAUAUCACCCUAUCCACUGAAGACACUUUAUUUGGUGGCCUGGUGUCAAAUCUUCAGGUGGCUGAACUCAUGGCCUGCAUGGCCAAAAACCGAAGCCUUUCAUACUGUAAGGUGGUAGAAGUUGUUGCUGAAACAACUGCUCCAUUGAGACCUAUGGAGAAACUUCUUGCAAAGAUACCAUCUCAGCGUGCUGACAUUUCCUCUCCUAAGGAAUAUGAUACUCCCACUAAGCCUGAUCCAGCACCUGCUAGGAGCAUUGUAACCGAGAAACCAACUACCCCUACUGAGAAGGAGCCUGCACAGGCAAAAGUUCUGGAAACAGAGCCACUGUCUCCCUACACAGUCUAUGACGACUUGAAGCCACCUAGCUCUCCUAGUCCAACACCAGGUGGGCCCAAAGAAGUAAGUUCCAGUGCCUCUGCACCAGCAGAAAAUGUCUCAACUUCCACUGAAGGAAACAGUGUGCCAGCAGCUGUGGCUACUGACAUCAUUGAGAAGGAUUCAUCCAAGCAGUCAACUAGUCGUUCUCCCUAUUAUGCAUAUGCCGAUCUUAAGCCCCCUACAUCACCAUCUCCUAGAGCACCAACAACUGCACCAGCAGACAGUGGGUCCGAAGGUGAUACAUUGUCAGGAAACAGCACAGCUCAAUCUCCGAUAGCUGAUAAACCAGGUGAUGAACAGCCUGAUACCAAACCAACACCAAGACCACUUUCUCCUUUUGCUAUGUAUGCUGAUCUUAAGCCUCCUUCAACGCCAUCUCCUAGAGCACCGACUACUGCACCAGUGGAUAGUGGGUCCGAAGGUGCUACAUUAUCAGGAAAUAGCACAGCUCAAUCUUCUAUAGCAGAUAAACCAAGUGAUGAACAGCAUAAUACCAAACCAACACCAAGACCACUUUCUCCUUUUGCAAUGUAUGAGGACUUGAAGCCUCCAACAUCGCCAAUACCAUCCCCAAAGAAAUCUUAAAGAGAACAAAACUACCAGUCAAGUCCAAGAAGAACCAUGAAAGCAAAUUGGACCUCACCACUCUAGUUAUGUGAAGCAAGCUAGCAAUUUAACCUGCGGCAGUAUUUUAUGGAAAUUUCUUGUUAUAUGAUGCUGAGAGCCUGAGAUUGUGACUAUAUAUGUGUAUGUAUAUGCAUUUGUUCCUUUCCCCUGUCAAUAAUUUUCGAGAUUGUUUGAUACAUUUGAACUGAUGCUUCUGAAACAUAGUAAAGCACAAUAAGCACGAUUUGGUUCGAAUAUAUUUUAUAUAAGGAUGUCUCGAGUUAGAUACUUUCUAACAUCAA